Cynoglossus semilaevis (tongue sole) is the source of this 1469-nucleotide messenger RNA. It is a transcript of the gene tbx19, whose product is annotated as T-box transcription factor 19. Gene Ontology annotation, molecular function: RNA polymerase II cis-regulatory region sequence-specific DNA binding; DNA-binding transcription factor activity, RNA polymerase II-specific. Gene Ontology annotation, biological process: regulation of transcription by RNA polymerase II; heart morphogenesis; mesoderm formation. Lineage: Eukaryota; Metazoa; Chordata; Actinopteri; Pleuronectiformes; Cynoglossidae. Gene Ontology annotation, cellular component: chromatin; nucleus. The record is from RefSeq and is a predicted model, not a curated record. Bases 86 to 1129 code for a protein of 347 amino acids. The transcript is spliced from 9 exons.
GUUGUUGCGCACUGACCAGGACUCCGGUUCUGCUCCUGCUCCUGGUUCUUCAGGAGAACAGGCAGACCAGGUCGAGUCCUGCUGCAUGUCUCGGCUGCUGAGCGCGGUGGAGAGUGAGCUGCAGGUGGGGGGUCAGAAAGGUGACUCCACAGAGAGGGAUGUGAGGGUGACGCUGGAGGACGCCGAGCUGUGGAGGAAGUUCCAAAGUGUCACCAAUGAAAUGAUUGUCACCAAGAAUGGACGAAGGGAGUGUCACAGUGAGGGGCAGAGUGAGGGGCAGAGCCACACUGAGGGGUGUGGUGACAGGGGCAUCUACAUCCACCCUGAUUCACCAAACUUUGGAGCUCACUGGAUGAAGGCCGCUGUGACCUUCAACAAGGUCAAGCUCACUAACAAGAUCGCUGGUGGAGGCCAGAUUAUGUUGAACUCUCUCCACAAAUACGAGCCUCAGCUAAACAUCGUGUGUGUCGGCUCUCGCCAUCGUCUGGUCUCCAACAUCUCCUUCAGAGAAACUCAGUUCAUUGCUGUUACUGCGUACCAGAAUGAAGAGAUAACAGCACUGAAGAUUAAAUACAACCCAUUUGCUAAAGCGUUCUUGGACACUAAAGACAGGAACAGAGGAGGGCGGAGCUUAACAGAUUCAUCUGACAAUCUUGUGUCUGGAAUUCAACCCUUCUGUGUCCCAGGUUGGUCUAUGUGCUCAGCUGCAGGGGACGGUUCCUAUUCUUACCACGGAAGUCCGUCUUUGACAUCCCGUCCUCACCAUGGUUACAAACACCAUGUUUACCCAGGACGCCAUGCUCCUUACUCUGCCCCCUAUCCAAAGCCCUGCAUGCAUUCAUCAGACAUUCAGGUCUUUGAUGGACGUAGCACCUCACCUUGCAUGACCACUUCCUGCCCCUCCUCCUUCACUUCUAACUCUUCUCUGACUGCUACUGCUCCUCCUCAUUACUCCAGUCAGUUCCCUUGUCUUUGGACGGUUGGAUGUUCUGAGCUGAGCCCUGUACACUCACCAUGCAACUCUCUGCAUGGACCAAUCAACAAUGAGAAUCUUAUGCAGCAUUCCAGCCAUGGCCGAGGGAGCAGGGCUGUAUGGUGUAGCCCACCUGACUCCACCCACUCUUUCUGAGGACUAAUCAAGUGUUAAUUGCAUUGACUAAAACCUUGACUAAAACCUAAUAUGAAUAAUGUGGUAAUGGUUUGGUAAAGUGCUGCUGGUUCUGCCAUGUUUUGCAUUUUGUGUUAAUGGAUAAUCACAAUUAGUGGUAACCACUGACUGCUACAUACUGUUGCUUGUCACUUCAACACCCUGGCAACACCAAGGGUUAUAAUACCCUAAAUAUUGCCAGUAAUUCCAUAUACUUGUAACUCAUCGCAGCAUCCUAUUGGUUAUUUUAAGAACUGCUUACCGUUACUAACACAAGUUGCUAAUACAGUUACACAGUUGUACAUUAUAUUUACCAUUGUUU